AUGAGCGUCGCCGGCGUGUUGCUAAGUUCUUUUUCCGGUCGCUGGAGCCUCGCAGUGAGCGUGUGGAAUUAAUCUGCGCUUCACAAAACAUGAGUGUUCCGGCUUUUAUCGACAUUACUGAGGAGGAUCAGGCCUCUGAGCUGCGAGCCUACAUCAAAUCCAAAGGAGCGGAGAUCUCUGAGGAGAACUCUGAGGGAGGCCUUCAUGUCGAUCUGGCUCAGAUUAUCGAGGCCUGUGAUGUCUGUCUGAAGGAUGAAGACAAAGAUGUGGAGAGUGUGAUGAACAGCAUUGUGUCUUUGCUGCUGAUCCUGGAGGCAGAGAAACAGGAAGCACUCAUUGAGAGUCUGUGUGAAAAACUGGUGAAGUUCCGUGAGGGAGAUCGGCCCACCCUUAGGAUGCAGCUCUUGAGUAACCUGUUCCACGGUAUGGAUGAGAACGCACCGGUGCGAUACACAGUGUACUGCAGUCUCGUUAAAGUGGCAGCUGCCUGCAACGCCAUCACCUUCAUCCCAACCGAGCUGGAUCAGGUGCGCAAGUGGAUCGUUGACUGGAACCUGACCACGGACAAGAAGCACACUCUGCUGAGGCUGGUGUAUGAGGCGCUGGUCGACUGUAAGAAGAGUGAGGCUGCAGCGAAAGUGAUGGUAGAGCUAUUGGGCAGUUACACAGAAGACAAUGCUUCCCAAGCCCGGGUAGAUGCCCACAGGUGCAUUGUCCGCGCUUUGAAAGACCCAAACACGUUUCUGUUUGACCAUCUCCUGGCUCUGAAACCUGUGCGCUUCCUGGAGGGAGAGCUCAUCCACGAUUUGCUGACCAUCUUUGUGAGUGCAAAACUAGCAGCCUAUGUCAAGUUCUACCAAAGCAACAAAGACUUCAUCGAUUCUCUUGGUCUAUCACAUGAGCAGAACAUGUCAAAGAUGAGGCUACUGACAUUCAUGGGCAUGGCUGUGGAGACGAAGGAGAUUUCGUUUGACACAAUGCAGCAGGAGCUGCAGAUUGGCGCAGAUGACGUGGAACCCUUCGUAAUUGAUGCUGUUCGAACCAAGAUGGUCUACUGUAAAAUCGACCAGACACAGCGUAAGGUUGUCGUAAGCCACAGCACUCAUCGCACGUUUGGGAAGCAGCAGUGGCAGCAACUUUACGACAGUCUGAGCGCCUGGAAGCAGAAUCUGGCCACAGUGAAAACCAGCCUGCAGGCACUCUCUCCUACUGUCUAACACACUUAUCAUAACGCUCAGCAGUUUUUAUACACACACACUCAAUAAAAGAAAAAUGAAGACCG
Messenger RNA from Ictalurus furcatus (blue catfish), 1282 nucleotides. It is a transcript of the gene eif3m, whose product is annotated as eukaryotic translation initiation factor 3, subunit M. Gene Ontology annotation, biological process: cytoplasmic translational initiation. The record is from RefSeq and is a predicted model, not a curated record. The coding region runs from base 90 to 1217 and encodes 375 amino acids. Gene Ontology annotation, cellular component: cytoplasm; eukaryotic translation initiation factor 3 complex. Gene Ontology annotation, molecular function: translation initiation factor activity. Lineage: Eukaryota; Metazoa; Chordata; Actinopteri; Siluriformes; Ictaluridae. The transcript is spliced from 11 exons.